Penicillium nucicola is the source of this 1974-nucleotide messenger RNA. RefSeq lists its product as uncharacterized. Bases 1 to 1974 code for a protein of 657 amino acids. The record is from RefSeq and is a predicted model, not a curated record. Gene Ontology annotation, molecular function: RNA polymerase II cis-regulatory region sequence-specific DNA binding; zinc ion binding; DNA-binding transcription factor activity, RNA polymerase II-specific. Gene Ontology annotation, biological process: DNA-templated transcription; positive regulation of transcription from RNA polymerase II promoter by galactose. Gene Ontology annotation, cellular component: nucleus. The transcript has 5 exons. Lineage: Eukaryota; Fungi; Ascomycota; Eurotiomycetes; Eurotiales; Aspergillaceae.
AUGUCUUCAACUCGAGACUCGCCAUCGGCUCAGAAAUGGAGAGUUUCAAAAGCCUGCGAGCCAUGUCGUUCUCGCAAAAUCCGCUGCGAUGGAAAUACACCCUGCUCGAAGUGCACUGAGAGAUCCUUCGCAUGCAUAUACCGAGAAAAGCCUCGUCGCCGCCCCAAAAGGUGUCAUUUGAGGCCAGAGGCGAAGCACUUGCCCUCCGCAUUCACCGAGCCCGCUUCGCGCAGGUUAUCACAGCCAAUGUGGGAGGGAAUGAAAGAUCCCAGUUUACCACUGAGCAGCGUGACAGCAACACACCUGGCAUCGCCGGGACGUCUCAUGCACUUGUAUUAUGGACCAACGUCUCAUUUUGCCUUGAUGCAAACUGUCUAUCGGGACCUCAUCCCAGGCUAUGGCGAGGAGAUAUCCGGCGUGACCGCGACAACAGUGGAAGAAGGAAACGCGGGGCUGGACAUGUUCAAAUUUCGGGAUAUUUUUUUUGGAAUAUCUGACAGUGAUUCUCAUAGGGAAAGCAGCUGUGGAAGACGGUCUGGAUUACCAAUCUUCAUCCCAUACCCUGUGGCGAAGGCAUUGCUGUUCAGAUUCUUGGAGACACUCUAUUAUUUAAUGCCAUUCCAGCCCCAAGAAGUCUACGAGGAGAGACUGAAUGAGCUCUAUAAAGUAUCUUAUCGAAUCUCCGGGGCUGCAGAGUAUCAGGUGCUGCUUAUGGCGAUGGCCAUUGCUGCGCUUAAUACAGAGCAUUUUCACCUCGCAGAUUACUUAUUCGAAUCUGUGCAUACCCAUAUGGCAACUAUGGCAGAGAUAGUUAACCUCGAGACGGUCCAGUACGCUCACUUCCAAAAUGAAAGGGGUAACCCAAAUUCGGCCUAUUUACACCUUGGGACCGCUGCACGAAAGGCGUUGUCUGCUGGCUUCCACAGAAUCACGCCAAUCUCUGACCCACGCUUUGUCGAGACCCGAAACACCAUGUGGGCGUUGUACAUCUUCGAAGUAAUGGUUUCGUUUUUCUUGGGGCGACCGGCUUCUCUUUCGUGGGAAGAUAUGGAAAUACAGGCCCCCGACGACCCCUUUCUUCUCUGUCUCGUCAGGCUGACGAGAAUCAUGUCGAGAUCAGCAAAAGCGAUAUAUGGCAGCCAACACAAUUCAUUCGGCCCAGUUCGACAGGCAGCUGCUUCGAUCCGCCGGGACCUCACAGAGUUUGAGUCAUUGAUGAAACAAAAUAUGGGUGUUGGCGUGAAUAGCGACUUUUUUCGACAAGAAAAGGGCAUUUGCCAGACUAUUCUUACAUCUUUGUAUUGUCAUACACUGCUGUUAACGUAUAGACCAUUUCUCAUCCUUCGAGUGAAGUUGCAGAAAAUGUUUGUCGAGUCAAACAAGAAGAAAAACGAUGCAUCCCACAGACAGAAUUUGAAGAUACCACAAUGGCUAAAUGAGGUCUGCAGUAUUGCGAUCACAGCAGCUCGAGAUACUAUACACCAUAUUUCGCGAGCCUCGGCCAUCAAUCCACCAGUUCAGGAACUUCGGUACCAUGGGUUUUUCAUUGGAGGUGCCGUAUUCGCGUUGAUCUGCGAUAUGCUACACGAUCCGUUCACCAUUGCAGUCCACCAGCCUUGGAUCAACAUGGGAGUUCAAUAUCUCCGUCAAAUGCGAGAAGGGGAGCCCAUUGCUAGUACCAUUUCUGCUAUUGAACUGGCACUCAAGAAAUUGAAUCAACGUCAGAUGUGUCUAGAUUUGCCAAUUGGCGAGUCUUCGGAGAUCGAAGGUGAUGCGACAUCCAGCGAGGACGAAGAUUUGAACGCGGCCCGGCACGAUCGGGCUUUGAAUCAUCCUCCAGCUCCGGCCCCUGUCUCUGAAUCGCUGUCGACUACCAUGGAUACGGGGCGAACUGACGAUCAAUGGAGGAUAGACCCAUCUAUGAUUAGUCUAGAGGGGUUCUUUUCUUGGCCUUUGAUAGAGCCCUUUGGUUAA